Messenger RNA from Microtus ochrogaster (prairie vole), 1443 nucleotides. RefSeq names its product G protein-coupled receptor 84 (gene Gpr84). Gene Ontology annotation, biological process: neuropeptide signaling pathway. NCBI's taxonomy places the organism in Eukaryota, Metazoa, Chordata, Mammalia, Rodentia, Cricetidae. The record is from RefSeq and is a predicted model, not a curated record. Gene Ontology annotation, molecular function: urotensin II receptor activity. Gene Ontology annotation, cellular component: plasma membrane.
CUGCCCCAAGGAAGGCCUGCACGUUAAGUGAGCUGGACUCUGUUUACUGAAGACGAGUGUGAACAUCAGGAAUCUCAGCCUCUACCAUGUGGAACGCCUCGGAUACCAACUUCUCCUGUUACCACCAGUCCGUGUUGGGCUAUCGUUACUUUGCUGUUAUCUGGGGCGUGGUAGUGGCUGUCACAGGCACCGUGGGCAAUGUGCUCACCCUGCUGGCAUUGGCCAUUCGUCCUAAGCUCCGAACCCGCUUCAACCUACUCAUUGCCAACCUCACCCUGGCUGAUCUCCUCUACUGUGCGCUCCUGCAGCCUUUCUCCGUAGACACAUACCUCCACCUCCAUUGGCGCACUGGCAACAUCUUCUGCAGAAUAUUCGGGCUCCUCCUCUUUACUUCCAAUUCUGUCUCCAUUCUCACCCUCUGUCUCAUUGCUCUAGGACGCUACCUCCUUAUCGCCCACCCUAAGCUCUUUCCCCAAGUUUUCAGCGCCAGGGGGAUCGUGCUAGCGUUGGUAGGCAGCUGGAUUGUGGGGGUGGCAAGCUUUGCCCCACUCUGGCAUGUAUUUGUCCUGGUGCCACUGGUCUGCACCUGCAGCUUUGACCGCGUGCGAGGCCGGCCUUACACCACCAUCCUCAUGGGCAUCUUCUUUGUGCUUGGGCUCAGCAGUGUGGGCGUCUUCUACUGCCUCAUCCACCGCCAAGUCAAGCGUGCUGCUCGAGCGCUAGACCACUAUAGGCUGCAGCGGGCCAGCAUCCGCUCUCACCAGGUGGCUGGGACAGAUGAGGUCAUGCCUGGCCACUUCCAGGAGCUAGACAGCGGGCUUGCCUCAAAAGGACCCAGUGAGGGGAUUUCAUCUGUGUCAGUCAGUGCUUCGACCACGCAGACCUUGGAAGGUGACCCGUCAGAAGCAGGGGAACAGGGCACCAGAAAGGCAACCCAGCAUAUUGUAGAGAGAGGCCUUCCUGAAGCUCAUCAUAGGGUCCGGGAAACUGCAGGAGAGCGCAGAGCCCCGGAUGCCCCAUCGGAAUUCGGAAAGGUGACACGCAUGUGCUUCGCGGUGUUCCUCUGCUUCGUCCUCAGCUACAUCCCCUUCUUGCUGGUCAACAUUUUGGACGCCAGGGGCCGCGCUCCGCGGUUAGUGCACAUGGUGGCUGCCAACCUCACCUGGCUCAACAGCUGCAUCAACCCGGUACUCUACGCAGCCAUGAACCGCCAGUUCCGCCACGCAUAUGGCUUCAUCCUGAAACGCGGGCCACAGAGUUUCCGUCGGUUCCGUUAGAGCUGGUAGUUCAUUCAUCAGGCCAGCCCAGCAUCGAGCGUGGUCCGCAGGAUAGGAGCCCUUUGAUCCUUGGACAUUUUUACAGACAACCUCAUUGGUGUUUGGGCACACCCCUUUCCAUCCAGGAAUCAAUGUGUCAGUCCUGCGUCACCCAAGGUCAAUUAUU